Molecule: messenger RNA, 3048 nt
Organism: Girardinichthys multiradiatus
Lineage: Eukaryota; Metazoa; Chordata; Actinopteri; Cyprinodontiformes; Goodeidae
Gene: mboat7
Product: membrane bound O-acyltransferase domain containing 7
Exons: 10
Coding region: 252-1679 (475 amino acids)
Biological process (GO): lipid modification; phosphatidylinositol biosynthetic process
Cellular component (GO): membrane; mitochondria-associated endoplasmic reticulum membrane contact site
Molecular function (GO): lysophospholipid acyltransferase activity
Source: RefSeq, a predicted model, not a curated record
CUCUUCCAGCCGGGGAGGCGUGAAUGAACAAGGAGAAGGGACGUUUUUAAUGAAAAGUGUAAGAAACUGGAGAAAGCACCAGUAUAUACCGCUUUAUGAACGUCUGAGAAUCACCCACUGUCCCUUCGUGCUCUUUCAUGAGAGGGCCGACUGAAAGACCCACACACCAGGUCACGUGUGCGGAUCACAACUGCUGGAAAUUGGAACACUGAGGGUCAGUUAUAAAGAAAAUCGGUAUCGGCAGCAGCAAGAUGUCUCCCGAUGAGCUGGUGUAUCUGGGCGUCCUUGCCGCCUCCAUCCCUGUUGGGUUCCUCUUUCGUUACCUCAGUUCGUCUGUGAAGCAGGCAGCAGCUCUUUUUCUGGGCCUGUUCAUCACCAUUGCCUUGUGUAACAUCCACACUCUGCACUCCCUGGUGACGGUGAUAGGGACAUGGAUUAUCAUCAAGAGCAGCUGGCGACAUGCCCCGGCAUUGAGUCUCAGCUGGACCUUUCUCUACCUCCUCUUUUUCCGACUGGUCACCUGGUUUGAUCUCCCCCAGCCAACACCCUUUGCCAACGCCAUCCAGCUAAUCCUCACUCUUAAGAUGGUCAGUCUUGCCAACGAGGUGCACAGCUUCCACAUAGAGAAGAAAAGAGAUGUGAGCUCCUUUGCUAAGUCUCCAGUCAUUGGUGGUCUGACUCAAGAGCCCUCUCUCGUUGAAAUUCUGUCCUAUAGUUACUGUUAUGUUGGUAUAAUGACCGGCCCGUUCUUCCGCUUCCAAACAUACAUGGACUGGCUGAAGCAGCCGAGCCCGCUGGCUCUGCCCAGGUGGGAGCCUUGUCUGCAGCGCUUGAAGAUGGUCCCAGUUUUUGGGGCUCUGUUUCUGGCCGUCAACCACUAUUUUCCACUUUCCUACGUCCGCACAGACGGGUUCCUUGAUGAAAACAUUUUCUUUAGGUUGUUCUACAUGGUCGCAGUGUUUUUUGUGUUCAGGAUGCGUUUCUAUGCGGCGUGGUGCGGAGCUGAAGCUGGCUGCAUCAGUGCGGGUCUCGGCUGCUAUCCAGAAAAGGCGCUUUCAAAACCUGGAGGAGGACCCACUGUGAACUACAGUCCUGAUCCCACCUCUGAAGAGAAAUAUGACUUCAAAACCAUCCAGAACAUAGACUGUUACAACACGGACUUCUGUGUGAAGGUCCGGCACGGCAUGCGUUACUGGAACAUGACCGUGCAGUGGUGGCUGCAUCACUACAUCUACCCAAAUGCCCCCUUUAAGUCCUACGCACUCAGAGCUGGAUGGACCAUGCUCAUCAGCGCCUACUGGCACGGGUUACAUGCAGGUUACUACCUCUCCUUCCUCACCAUCCCCCUGUGCAUCGCGGCCGAGUCUGUCAUGGAGUCUGCUGUCAGAGCCAAACUCGGUCCCAGUGGACAAAAUGCCUUCGACUGGAUCCACUGGUUCCUGAAGAUGAGGGCCUACGACUACAUGUGCAUGGGCUUUGUGCUGCUAAAGGCCUCCGACACCAUCAACUACUGGGCGUCUAUCUACUUCACCAUGCAUGUCAUUGCUGUCGGCUGCAUAAUAGUGGGCAGGGUCUUGAGGGGGGGGAGGAGAGAAGGGAGGAAGGGGGAGAAGGGGCCGACAGGUGAAGGGGGAAAGACUGAAAACCCGGAAGAGAAAACUGGACAGAAAACAGAGUGAAUGGAGGAACAGAAAGUGACUGGUUUUAGCCUCUUAGAGAUCCUUCAAGAGUCCCGUUUUUACCAACAAACAUGGCAUUGGUCCAAGACAAUUUCUUCUUAAAAAACUCUAUUUUAUUAAAAUUGUCAUUUGUGAAAUCCCGUUAAGAAAUUACUCUUAAAGCUGUUUUUGCUUCUGUAGAUUUACAGAAGAUCCAGUGAAUAAUGGGAGAGUGAAUGUUGCUUUUAUUUCGUUGUAUGUUUCUGUGGUGGAGGAAGUUAUUUUACUGCUCUAGUACUGAGUUGGUCGUGGAUUGUUAAACAUGACAUUCAAAUGUCUUUUAAUCAUCUAAAUAGUUAAAGGAAGAAUGCUAGAGGUUUAUUUGGUAUUCAAGAAGUAUAACAAAUUAUAAUUGGACGUAUUCUUGUCAAGUUUAGCACUUAAAGCAACUCAUCACUUUAGUACAGUAUCUUGAUGGGAGCUCAGCUGUUUUAAGUUUGUGUUCAAGUUGGCUUUCAGCUGAAAAAAGGAACUGAUAGUCCAGAUGUUUCUCUACCUAAUUGCAUUAAGCAAGUGUUAAAUAUAAACAUUUCUGCUCUUUUAACUUCUUUUGUGAUCCUGUGAAUUUAAAAGGUUUGUACAGUUGGAUCUUCUCUCUUCACUCUUCUCCUAAUGUUAGCAUUUCAGAUGAAAUGACGGACAUAUCCACUGUCAGCUCUGCAUCCGUGUUGCAUCCGGUCUUUAGUGUGCCAUGUGCUGAAGUCCAUUUACUGCCACAAUAUCUGCACUGCCGCCAUGCACCAUUCAUGGUUGCGACCAAACAUUUAAAAGGUUGUUAGUUUCCUCGUUGUUCAAUUAUGCUGCCAAAGUUGUAUAUAAAACACUGUUAGGGCUGGGCAAUACCCUCAAAAUCUAAAGUGAUUUAUGUUUUCCAACAGGAGCAGUUUUAUGAAAGCAAAACUGUAAUUACUCUCAUUUUAAAAAUAGGCCAAAGUUCACAAAUAAACUAUGACGUAUCCCCAAGCCCUAAAUACAUUUGAUAAUAUACUGUUGAGGAAUGUUUUGAAUGUUGCAGACCUAAACUGUGUAAUCAUUUCAUCAUAUGUCUGUUUUAUAUGAUGAUCACUGCAGGUUGUUUGAGGUUUUCUCUUCCACAACUCUUCUUGUUCACCAUGGUCUGUUUACAACUGGGAUCAUUUGAAUUGCAAACUGUGUCGAGUCAUGUUGUCUAUUUAAAACCCACACAGAAACUGUUUGUUUUCAGAGUGAUCGUAUUACACUUUGGGUGUAUAAAAACUGGUUAUUUAUUUCUUCUCCUCUGUAUUUGUGUUUUAAACAGCUCAUCCUGCUUGGAAACAGCAUUAUAUAUAAAAUCUGCCUUUUCUCUCCA